Diversispora eburnea is the source of this 1470-nucleotide messenger RNA. NCBI's taxonomy places the organism in Eukaryota, Fungi, Glomeromycota, Glomeromycetes, Diversisporales, Diversisporaceae. The record is from the annotation of a GenBank genome assembly.
AUGUCUGAAUUUCUCGAACUAUUUGAACUACAAGAUGAAAAUAAUAAUAAUCAAUUACUAUCAUCACUACCAAAAGACUUAAAAGAUGACAUACAAUCACAAAGUUUAUCUCAAGGACCACUAAAAGAUAAUCAUAGUAUCAUUUCCGAUAAUAAUAAUAUUUUUAUUAUACCAUUGAAAUUACCACCAGGAUUUACUCAAAAGGACGUUGAUCUUAGAAAAUUUUAUUAUAAAUACGAGUGUUUUAGUGAAGUACAACUUAAAGAUUGUAUUGAAAAAUUAAAUAUUAAUUUAUCGCAAACGACAGAUUUAUUACAAACAGAUUCGACAGAUUCUACAAAUUCUACGUACGAGAGCAUAGAUCUAGGCAGAGCAUAUUCUUCUUCUUCAUUAUCAGAUAUUGAGAAUACUACUGAAAGUACUAAAGAUAAGGUUAAAAUUGAAAUGAUUUCCGAAUCACCACUACCAUCAACACCAAAAACAUAUGAUUUCACGUCAUUUCCAAGAUCAUCUCCAACUCCUCCUCCAACUCCUCCAUUAUCAAAUUAUGUUCCAAGAUCGGAUUAUAUUCUUAAAAAUAAAUUUAAAAAUAUAAAUAUUCCAACGCUUCUUGAUUCACCUUCUUGUAAUUUAAGUAGGAAGCCGAAUAAUUAUUACUACAACAAUAAUAAUAACGAAGAUUUUAUUCCGAGUAAAAGGAAGUUAUUUCGAUCAACUUUGUCAGAUAACAUCGAUAAUAUACCAUCAUCGUCAUCAUCAAAUUUCAAAGAUUUAAAUUCUGACAAAUCUCAACAACAAACUCAAUUUGAUAAUAAUAAAAAUGGACUUAAUAUUCAUUCCGAAACAUUUCAAUCAUUUAUUUUGGGAAAUGAUAUCAAUCAAAAUACUAUAAAUAAAGCUAAAAAUUUGAUUGCACUCAAUCCUCUUCCUCAAGAAAACUUAGUCGCUCCUACUGAUCUUCAUGAACGAUCUGAUGUAUCCGUGGUAAUAGAAACAGCACCGAUUUCACAAGUGACUAUGAAUAAAAUCUCACCAGCGAAGGAUAAUGAAAUUAAAUCAUCGAGAAUCAGAACAACUAGGUCAUCUUCGGUACCUUCAACUUCAACUACUUCAACAACUAAGUCGCAUGUUAAAGAAACUUUGACAACUAAGUCUCCAAUUACUAGAUCCUCUUCUUCAGCAACUAAAGCCUCUUCUUCAUCAACUAAAGCAUCUUUUGAAACCUCAGGUCAUGCUCUUAAAAGGACUCGUAUCAAGUGGACAGUAGUUGAAUUAGAGGCAUUAGAAGAAGGAAUGAAAACGUACGGAACAAGUUGGACCGCGAUUCAUGAAGAAUUUGGACGUGAAGGUGGACCUUUAUGUAAUAGAGAUCCUACACAGCUUAAAGAUAAAGCACGAACUGAAAAAAAGCAUAGAAUAAAACACGGAAUUCCUUUGGGUAUUUUCAAGAAAGCUACUGGUGGAUAUUAA